Messenger RNA from Ambispora gerdemannii, 2673 nucleotides. The record is from the annotation of a GenBank genome assembly. NCBI's taxonomy places the organism in Eukaryota, Fungi, Glomeromycota, Glomeromycetes, Archaeosporales, Ambisporaceae.
AUGGUUUAUUCAAUACUAACUGUCGAUUCUUCUAAUCUCAAAUUAGAUCCACUCAUAAACUCUUUAAGAAUAGUGGGGGAUAUUAUACUCUCGGUAUCCAGUAUAGGAGACACAUUAUCUUUAGAAACAUUCCUUCAAAAGUAUCCGCUUCAAAAUUACUGGGUGCAUUCCAACAUUUCGAAUAAUGAAUCCUUAGAACUUCAAACAAUUGUAAGAAUUCUAGAUUCGGGUGCCGCAAAAGUAGUGAUACCUGCUUCUACUUUGUUAAAAGAGAAACAACUAUUUAGUGAAAUAUCGUCAGAAAGACUUGUCGCGAGCAUUCCUGUUUCAAGUACUUCCGAACAAAGUAUCCGUGAUUUGUCUGGACUGGUUUCUAGUUUUGUAAUUAUUGUAGAACAAGAAAAUGUAGCUUUCGAAAAUUUUAUUAAAACUCUAGAAAAUUUUAUUAAAUUGGCGGCAUCGCAUCAAAAUAUUACUGAUGGUAAUAUACCCGCGAAAUUCGUGGUGAUUUUGCCUCAAAACUUUAAAUAUUCACUUGAAGCAAUUCGCCAAAUUUCAUCAAUUGGGGCAGAUUUAACUAUUCCUUUUGAAAAUCUUUCGCUUGACUCGUCAUCUGAUUCCACAACAAUUAAUAUAGCAGAUGUAUUAUCAUGUCAGCUAACAUCAGAUCGAUCAGAUGGUUUGUUCACGACCAUUGUCGUGGAUGAGAGGAAUAUGGCAUUAGGUGUAGUUUAUUCCUCGGCAGAAAGCAUACGUGAAGCUGUAAAGACCGGGAAGGGAGUUUAUCAGAGUAGAAAAAGAGGCUUGUGGUAUAAAGGCGCCACUUCUGGGGCCACUCAGGACUUAAAAAAGAUAGAAGUCGAUUGUGAUGGCGACGCAUUGAAGUUUAUCGUGACUCAACACGGAAGUGGAUUUUGUCAUUUAAACACCCGGAGUUGCUUCGGCGCAGAUGUUGGACUGACUUCUCUCGAAAAAACUUUGCAAAGUCGAAAGAUUUCGGCACCAGUUGGUUCUUAUUCACAACGUCUUUUCCAGAACCCAGAUCUCCUUCGAUCAAAGAUUAUGGAAGAAGCCAAUGAACUUUGUUCGGCGACCUCAAAAGAAGAUAUUGCAUGGGAAGCGGCAGAUUUAAUUUAUUUUACUUUGGUCAAGUGUAUAGGAAAUGGCGUUUCAUUAGCAGACGUUGAGGCGCAAUUAGAUAAACGUGCAAAAAAAGUUACUCGACGUCCUGGAAAUGCUAAACCACAAUGGCAACAAUUAUCUGCUAAUGGCAAUGACGAAUCAAAGGUAAAGAAACUAAAUGGAAAUGAUAAUACAUCAUCGUCUAUACCCGUGUUUCCAACAAUUUCCAAAUCUGAAACUAUCAAAAUGCAACAUUUUCGAGCAUCGGAAAUUUCUUUGGAAAAAAGAUCGUUGCUACUUAUACGUCCUAUUAUACGAUCAGAUGACAUAAUGAGUAGAAUACAACCUAUUGUAGAAGAUGUACGAAAGAGAGGUGACACCGCAUUAAUUGAAUUUACUAUGAAAUUUGAUGGUGUUCAAUUAGAGACGCCUGUUAUUUCAGCUCCCUUUCCAGCCGAGGCUAUGAAAUUAGAUGAUGUAACACGUGCCGCUAUAGAUAAAGCCUAUGAUAAUAUAUAUAAAUUCCACGAAGCACAAUAUGAUCGGUCAACAUUAGUAGUGGAAACCAUGCCAGGAGUCACUUGUUCGCGAUAUAGUCGACCAAUUGAAAAAGUUGGUCUUUAUGUGCCAGGUGGAACUGCUAUUCUUCCAUCGACCGCUCUAAUGUUGGGGAUACCUGCCAAGGUCGCGGGAUGCAAAGAGAUUGUGAUUGCAAGUCCACCAAGAAAAGAUGGCACUGUGGUACCUGAAGUUUUGUAUGUUGCGCAUAAAGUUGGUGCAUCCAAAGUAGUAUUGGUUGGUGGUGCUCAGGUUGUUGCAGCUUUAGCUUAUGGCACUGAGUCUGUACCUAAAGUUGACAAGAUAUGUGGACCUGGCAAUCAAUAUGUUACCGCAGCAAAAAUGUUUGCACAAAACGAUAGUUCAGCCAUGGUUUCGAUCGACAUGCCAGCUGGACCUUCAGAAUUAUUAGUAAUAGCAGACAACUCAAGUAAUCCAGCAUACGUAGCAUCUGAUCUCCUAUCACAAGCCGAACAUGGAACAGACUCCCAAGUAGUUCUUGUCGCUGUAUCACUCACACAAGCACAUCUACAAGCAAUCAAAAACGAGAUUCACGAACAAGCUUCUCGUCUGCCGCGUGUUGACAUUGUGCGGGAAUCAAUUGGAAAAAGUUUUAUUUUAGAGGUGGAUAAUAUAGAAGAUGCUAUGCGCUUCUCCAAUGACUAUGCACCUGAGCAUUUGAUUUUACAUCUAGAGAACGCAGAACAAUGGGUGGAGAAGGUAGACAAUGCUGGCAGUGUCUUUGUCGGUUCUUAUUCACCUGAAAGUUGUGGAGAUUACGCAUCAGGCACUAAUCAUACUUUACCUACGUACGGUUACGCACGGAUGUACUCUGGCGUCAACACUUUAACCUUUGUUAAACACAUCACCACACAACAAUUAACUAAAGAUGGAUUGAAUCUAUUGGGUGAUACAGUUAUGCGAUUGGCCGAAGUGGAAGGGUUAGAAGCGCAUCGUAAUGCUGUUGCUGUCCGAAUUAAGGAUAUUCGAUAA